AUGCGUGAUUCGGCAAACAGGCACACCUGCCCUUACUGCACUUACUCAGCUCCUUUUCCGAGCAAAGUCAAACGUCAUAUAAACAACAGACAUAGUGAGAUCAUUUACGAACGAUGCACCCCGGACAGCGUACCUUCCGCAUGUCCACGUGAUGUGCAUUCGAAGGUUUCUUCCGCAGGCGAUGUUUUGCGCCUUAUGUGUCCCCACUGCGACUUCAUUACAAGUGAUUUAGAGGAUUUCAAUUCGCAUUUGAUGAACGUUCACGAACGGGGAAUACUGUGUCCAAUGCCUGAUUGCACUAUUCAUGUUUUACUGGGUGAUUUGGAAAACCACUUGCAUUCGGUCCACGGACAAUCGGAUGUCAGUGAAGAAUAUGUUGGUGUGCAAGAGUUGGACUCAACUAGUUGUUCAUCAAUGCCCGCACCGAUAUCAAAAAGAUUAGCUAGUUGCACAACGGCAUCGAUAUCAGAAUGUGCAUCCACUUCAAACAAUUCGGACGAUCUACCGUCUGAUGGCGACGAACCUGACGUCCAUGAUAAAGCAUACUCUCAGUAUAGAAGAACUCGAAAAUAUGUCUGCAACUGGGAAGGUUGCGGGAAGGCUUUCGCGACUAAUGGUUUACUGGAGGACCACCUGAAUUAUCACAAAGGGCCGCCGAUGGCUGUUAUCUGUGCAAAGGACAAUCUAGCAGUAGAUGCAGCAUAG
Molecule: messenger RNA, 705 nt
Organism: Ostertagia ostertagi
Lineage: Eukaryota; Metazoa; Nematoda; Chromadorea; Rhabditida; Trichostrongylidae
Source: the annotation of a GenBank genome assembly